UUUCUCGAUCUUUUUUGCUGGCUUCUUGUAGCAGACGGGUCGUUUUUAGUUUUCCCACAGAAACUACAGCAAUCCCAACAAGAUGAGGCUGUACAAAGAUAUUUUCACAGGCGAUGAAAUGUUCUCAGACACCUACAAAGUAAAACUAGUUGAUGAAGUAGUUUAUGAAGUUUAUGGAAGACUAAUUCAGCGAAAAGAAGGAGACAUUCGUUUGGAAGGCUCUAACCCGUCUGCUGAGGAUCAAGAUGAAGGCACUGACGAAAAUGUCCAGUCUGGUGUCGAUAUUGUUAUGAACCACCGAUUAAGCGAAACAUAUGCUUUUGGUGAUAAGAAGUCAUACACCGCGUACCUUAAGGAUUACAUGAAAAAAUUAGUAGCAAAAUUAGAAGAGAACUCCCCUGACCAAGUAGAAGUUUUUAAGACAAAUAUGAAUAAAGUAAUGAAAGAUAUAUUGGGAAGGUUUAAAGAGUUGCAGUUUUUCACUGGUGAAUCUAUGGAAAUCGAAGGAAUGGUCGGUCUAAUGGAAUACAGAGAAAUUGAUGGAGAAUCUGUACCAGUAAUGAUGUUCUUCAAACAUGGACUGGAAGAAGAGAAAUUGUAGUUUCUUCUUUUUUUUUAAUUAUUACUGUUAUAUAUACCAUUUUAUUUAUAAUUAUUCCAUUUGAGAUUUGUCUUCAUUGAGUUUUUUACUAAUUUUGUUCAAACAGUUUCGGCAUUAGCUUAUCAAAUUGUAUAUUAACAUGCAAUUUUGGAUGACGUAUACUCAGAACAACUCUAAACAGAUUACUUUCUUGAAAGUAACUUUUGUUGAAAAUAAAUAAAAUGUAUAUGACAACUAUUAAUUAUUGUCAUUUUGAAGUGCUUUUGCUAAAGUGAAUUUUUGAAGAACUA
Molecule: messenger RNA, 891 nt
Organism: Zophobas morio
Lineage: Eukaryota; Metazoa; Arthropoda; Insecta; Coleoptera; Tenebrionidae
Gene: Tctp
Product: translationally-controlled tumor protein homolog
Exons: 3
Coding region: 83-601 (172 amino acids)
Cellular component (GO): cytoplasm
Molecular function (GO): calcium ion binding
Source: RefSeq, a predicted model, not a curated record